Molecule: messenger RNA, 570 nt
Organism: Penicillium macrosclerotiorum
Lineage: Eukaryota; Fungi; Ascomycota; Eurotiomycetes; Eurotiales; Aspergillaceae
Exons: 1
Coding region: 1-570 (189 amino acids)
Source: RefSeq, a predicted model, not a curated record
AUGGCAUCCGCACGCAGUCAAUCUCGUGGAAGGACUGACCAGCAGGGGGCAAGGAGAAGAUCAACAUCAAGAUCAACAUCGCGUCCCGCAUCCCAGUUGUACAGAGUCUUUAUACCACAGUUUGACACAGUAGCCAACGACCCUCUAGACCCCGGCAAGCGAUAUCACGACGGUAUCUUCGUUGAAACGAACCAGCAGACGGGUGAAGGAAAGCUAUAUCAUGUCACCGGCGACAUCAUCUCCAAAUUCGGUAUGAAGUUCGCGGUGAAGGAUAAUCAUAUUCCUCAUCGGUCUGCGCGUUUUUUUGGAAUUACAGAAAUUGGAACAAUUCCCGAAUCCAGCUUGGGGAGAGUAUAUGGUAUUUUGGACACUGUACCCAAGCCUACCAAACAGCAAGGACUCGACUUUUGGAACAAGUAUGAAGGUGAUACUCCAUAUAUUUGGGUUAGGGAAGAUGGGGAACGUUACGGGCCAACCGAACAGCGACGGCCAAUCAGAAAAUGUAAUGAAUGGACAAAGGAUGCGAAAAAGAAGUUGGUAGACACUGGCAUUUUGAAACUGAAAAAAUAG